UAAGUUUUUAUCCUCCCAUAAUUCCAUUCUGGUGGAAAAGAGGUUGACAUUUUAUGGUUAAAUCUUGACCCUGUUAGGCCCUCAGGUUAGACCCAAAGUCAGAAUCUAGCCCCUGCUGUGAUUGAGGUUGACACCCCUGCUUUACAUGCAAGGAUGUUCAAGAAAAAUGCAAAAUCACUGUAAGAAAUUAACAUAUAAUUGGACAGCGUGCAUUACUAUUUAAAGGUUUUAUCCUGCAUAUCCUUAGAUUAAGGUUUCAGUCUUUGUCUCCUAACUUUUUCCUUGCAGCUGAAGAAGGCAUCAGCAGUGAAAGAGUUAAUCUUGGGCAUUACAUCACUGCUUCCCUCUGCCCUUUCCCAUCUCUUUCAACCCUCCUACCCCCUUGAAUCUCCUCUUUCCUCUCCAUCCUCUCCCCUCCCUCUCCGGCCUUCAGUCUCCUCCCCCGCCCCUCCUCCCAUCCUGUCCAUGUGCCCGGCCCCUUCAUUAACUCCACUAUGAAAGGGAAGCCUCUUACUGGCAGCCACACUCCCAGAGCCUCUUAGGAGCCUCACUAACACAAAAACCAUCCCUUCAGACUCAGGCCUGGACAGAGAAAUACAGUUGGAAGCCAAAUCAUAAUUAGUGUACCUCUGAGUGAGGCCUCAGCUUGCCAAAUCGCUCUAUUUUCCAACACUGACAUGGAGUUUUUCAGUGUGCAUAAAACCUUUCAGCACCCUCAUCUGGGUGAGGAGAAGCAGCAGAUGCUGAACCUGAACCGACGCCUGGAGACCUACCUGAGCCGGGUCAAACACCUGGAGGAAGAAAAUGCGCAGCUUGCACAGGAGAUCCAAGCCUUACGACGCAGCAGCCAUGGAGCUCUGACAAGACGGAAGGGCCUGGAGGAAGAGCUGCGCCGAGGGAGGCUGGAGGUGGAUGCAGCCUGGAAGGACAGGGUCUACAUGGAGAUGGAGGUAGAAAGAUUGGUGGAGGAGCUCCAAGCCUUGGAUCUACUGAGGCAGAAGGAGGCUCAGGCCCAACUCGAGGCCAAGACGAAGCUGGAGAGGGGCAGGAAGGAGCUGGAGGAGGAACAGAGAGCACAGGUCUGGCUGAGACAAAAGGUCAGUCAGCUUGAGAAUGAAAUGAGGCACCUAAUUCAAACACAUCAGGAGGAUGUGGCCCACUUAGAGGCCAAACUGACCCUUUCUAGAACCACAAUGCCCCCUACAUUGACGCAAAGAGGCCACCAGACCCCAAACCUCCUUGAGCUGGGAGAGGAGUUCUCCCAGAGGGCCACCAGGACAUGGCAGGAGGCUGCAGAGGCCUAUCAGGGCCAGUUAGCUCAGCUGGAGGAGUCUCUUAACCAGACCAGGAGCCGUUUGACCCAAGUGGAGAAAGAGAAGAGCGAGGGCCGGCUGAAGCUCCAAGCCCUGGAGAAGGAGAUUGCUUCAGCUCAGGAAAUCAGGAUGCACCUGGAGAAGACCGCCGUCCAACAGGGGCAGAGAUACGACCAGGAGAUCCAAGAGCUGCAGGAGCAUUUGGAAGGCCUGGAGGCGGAGAAAGAGGAGCUGGGCCAGCAGAUCGAGGGUAUCCUCCUGGAGAACCGAGGCCUGCUGCAGGCCAAGAUGUCACUGGGGCUGGAGGUGGCGACAUACAGAGCGUUGUUGGACGGUGAAAGCCUGCAGGGAAACAUCUCUCAAAGAAAUAUUUCCAUCACAGAUGCAGCUCUCAAUCCUCGUGGGGUUAAAAGGAAUUACCAGCUGUCUGCAAGCCACAGAACCACUUCCCAUUCAUCUGUGCGUGGCUUAAGAGGAACAGGGCCAACAGUCAAAACUAUACCACCAAUCUGGAGUAGAAAGCCUGUUACUCACACUGAAAGUCCAAGGACGUCCAUAAAACCAGCAUCAGCAACACCAGAGCCUCCUUAUCCAAAAAUACUGCAGGAUGGAGCUGUUGAAAAUUUCAGACCACAGGAGGUUCAAGAGAAAGUCACCUAUGCUGAGCCUCUGUCGCCUCCUAAUGAAUGGGAGGCUCCUGCUAAAGCAACCGAGGACAAAGAAGGUGAAGAGGCUGGAGUGGUUGAGUCUGUUAUCAGUCACCAGAAUAGAGAGGCACCCUUAAAGGAUCAGUGUGAUGCACCAAAUUUCACACCGUACAGCAUCAAAAUCAAAGAAGAGCUUCACAGUUUCUCUGAGGACUCUGACUUGGAUGUGCCUUUGGAUAUACCUGCAGAAAAACAAGAUCUGGACGUGCCAUGUGCUCCCAUUUCAGCAUGGGAGGAGAAGAAGUAUGCAGAGCAUGCACAAGGGGAAACCUCAGAUUCAGAAACAGAGGCUGUACGGGAACCAAAUUUUGGAUCCAGAACCAGCAGUCCAGUGUCUGAAUGUGAGCCUGAAGAUGGUGGAGAUGAAAACAUCUUGAAGGCAGAUGCAGCGGAGGUGAGGCAAGAAUUAAGCUGCCCUCUAAAUAAUAAGAAUGAUACUGAAGAUAAGUUGUACCCAGAUGGAGAGGAGAUGGAUACGUGGGACAGUGUAAUAGAGAGGAAGAUGGAACGAAAUGACGAUGGCAUGAAAACAGAAGAAGAAAAACUGCAGCAUGCAGAACCAGAGGAGGACAUAUCAGCAAGAGAACAGAAGCAUGGAAAGAAACCGGAUGUACAGCAGCAGAAAAAUGUCGCCUCUUCAGUGUUGGACACUGAAGUUCAUGAUCAUGGCCAUGAUGUUGCACCAGACCAAGAUGAUGCCCUGCUUUCUGACAACGAAGAAGAUGACGAUUCUCCAAACGUCUCCGUGUCAUGGAGGACAGAGCUGGAGAGCGACAGCUAUGCUCAGGAAAACACUCUCGCCGAUACCCGUCCUCUGAUUCGGUACAAAAGUGACGAGACGGAUGCAAACACUCAUGCGUCACACAUGGAUGAAAGUGAGUCCAGUGAAGGUGAACAGGAAAAGAAGGUAGGAGAGGCGGGAACUGGAACGUGGGGGGACGGAAAGUCAAAGAAGUUUGGCACUAUGGAAGAUCUGUGUGAAGAAGCAGAAGGUGAAGAAGCUUUGGAUGAGGAGUAUGAUCUUGGGUAUACCCAAGGCAAUGGUGGAGCUGGAAGAGAAGAAGCUACACUGGCGAAUGCAAAUGAAAGUGCUCAAGAGCUUUUUAGGAAAGUUAGUGAGGGACACUGGGAUGUAGGGACCGUAGACCUCACCAAAACCAUGGUGGACUAUGACGAGGAGUUGGAGACAGACAGACUGGUAGAGCAGGAAUUAGAAAACCUAGCCACAGACAGCUACAGCACUCACUUUGCACAGCAGCACGUCAGCAGGAGUAAGGAUAUUCUGCAUCUGAUGACUAAGUCUGACUGGGCCUUUGGAGUGCAAGAAGAUGCCAGAAAACCCAAGACAGAUGAUACGUCUUCUUGUGCAGAGCCUGAGGUGGCAACGCACCAUGAACUUUCACCUUUCACUUCAGUUAUAUCCCAACCUUUUGAGAAUCUACAUUUCAGUGAUUCACCUCCAGUAAUGCCUCAAAGAGAAACAGACCAGUUGGCUCAAUGUGGAGAUCAAGAUGCUUCAGAGCAAGUGGAGGAGGAACAUAAUACUUUUAUGGUGACACAUGCCGAUCCAAUAGAUCAAACCGGCUUUGGUGACUUCCUCGACAUGCCUAGUCAUGAAGACAACCAAGAGGAGCCAAAGUCACCAGGCCUAGAAAACUUGCAGGAAGUGGCUAAACCCACUGAGGAGGCUGUAGCUGUGGAAGAAUCCACUGUAUCUCAAGAAAUCAAGGAUGUUGAGGACUGCGAGGAAUUCCCAAAUGUUCCUGAAACAGCUGAAUGGGACGUCCUGGAGAGUCAGUUUGAAAUGAGAGAUCAGAAUGAAAGCUGGGAUAACAUGCCAAAAUCAGCUGACUUUAAGGAAGAAUUUAUGGCAGAGAAAGCAGAACCCCUUGAGAUGUCCCCUGAAAGCAUACCUGAGAAAAAUGACAUCUUCAGUGUGAAAGAGUCUGACGAAUUAUUGAGCAUAAAUGACAAAGACAAAGGCCUCCAUGGCUUCUUCAGCUCUGGUGUACAAAGUGACCUCUGGAUGUCCUCCCUGGAGACCGGUGCAACCUAUCAACCAGAUGAUGCCUGUAAUGAGGCAGCCGAGCAAACCAAUAGGAAUCAAGGACUUGCUGACACCUCCGACUGGGGGAAUUUGGAGAACACAAACAGGGCUUACGAGAACUCAAAGGUGGACAUUGAUUCAACAAAAGCCUUUGCUGGUAAAGCAGAGAACAAGGAGAUGAAGCAAAUGUUGUCCAGGAAUGUGGAGGGGGAGUUUGUUCAUUCUGAGGAGUCUGAAGUAGAGGGUGAAUCCUGGUCAUCUGGAGAGGAAGCGGUAUAAAACUUAGCAAGAUGUUUUUGUUAAAUUGGAUUUAGUUUUUAGUAGGGAUGUUGAUAGAUACCUUAGUUUCUAGUCAGUUAAAUUAAAGUUUAAAUUCAGACUACCAGACCUACCUAAGGGGCAGAUCCACAAAGAAUGAUUGCAACCCGCUGAAAGCCCCAGGAUUUGCUGGACAUUUGUGCACGCUAUUAGCUCCUUUUUUCACUAUAUUGACAAAAGACUUUGGGGUUCAUUUGGAUUAAAAUUGCACCACUUUUAAUGCCUGUGGCAGCUAGUGCUUACUUUGUGAAUUAGUUGCUACAUGCGCUAAGAAAUUUGCAGAUGAACUGAGCAAUUUUGAGUUUUUGAAUAUUUUAUACUAACAGGCUGAAUGCAGUUAGUGUGUAAGCUGACACGCCUGAUGAAUUUGUUUCACACAUCCAUCUGGUAAACCACUUAUAGACAGUGUUUGGGAAAGGGCAGAGGCUUUGAAAAAAUCCUUAGAGGGUGAUUGGAUGAACAUUCUGUGUGUCACAUCUU
This is a messenger RNA of Cheilinus undulatus (humphead wrasse), 4865 nucleotides long. RefSeq names its product nestin (gene nes). The transcript has 4 exons. The coding region runs from base 678 to 4346 and encodes 1222 amino acids. Gene Ontology annotation, biological process: positive regulation of intermediate filament depolymerization. Lineage: Eukaryota; Metazoa; Chordata; Actinopteri; Labriformes; Labridae. The record is from RefSeq and is a predicted model, not a curated record. Gene Ontology annotation, molecular function: intermediate filament binding; CCR5 chemokine receptor binding. Gene Ontology annotation, cellular component: intermediate filament.